Argiope bruennichi is the source of this 1863-nucleotide messenger RNA. RefSeq names its product elongator complex protein 3 (gene Elp3). Gene Ontology annotation, biological process: tRNA wobble base 5-methoxycarbonylmethyl-2-thiouridinylation. The coding region runs from base 135 to 1796 and encodes 553 amino acids. Lineage: Eukaryota; Metazoa; Arthropoda; Arachnida; Araneae; Araneidae. The transcript has 16 exons. The record is from RefSeq and is a predicted model, not a curated record. Gene Ontology annotation, cellular component: elongator holoenzyme complex; cytoplasm; nucleus. Gene Ontology annotation, molecular function: acyltransferase activity, transferring groups other than amino-acyl groups; iron-sulfur cluster binding.
UCAUGGUCGAGAAUGUAAAUAUUGAGUGCUAUUGUAUAAACGUAGCAAUUAAAAAACAAAACCUGAGAUAAAAUAGGUUUAAAUUUAUUAAUAAAAAUACUUCUUUAGAAAUUAGACGUUUAAAUUUUGUAACCAUGGUAAAAAAUAAAUUGAGAGAUAAUCAAUUCUCUAAGGAUGAAUUGAUGGUGAUGACAGUAGCCGAAAUAGUUCAAGAAUUGAUCAAAGCUCAUAAAAAUAAUGUUAGUGUCAAUCUAAAUAGAAUAAAAUGUGAAGUAUCAUCAAAAUAUGGACUACAUUCUCAGCCAAAACUGGUCGAUAUUAUUGCUGCUGUUCCUGCUGAUUAUAAGAAAAUCCUUUUACCAAAGUUGAAAGCCAAGCCUGUUCGAACAGCAAGUGGGAUUGCUGUUGUUGCGGUGAUGUGCAAGCCUCAUAGAUGCCCACACAUUAAUAUGACAGGAAAUGUUUGUGUUUACUGUCCUGGAGGUCCAGAUUCUGAUUUUGAAUAUUCAACACAAUCAUAUACUGGUUAUGAACCAACAUCUAUGCGAGCUAUUCGUGCAAGAUAUGAUCCCUUCCUUCAAACAAGGCAUAGACUCGAACAGUUAAAACAAUUAGGGCAUGAUGUUGAUAAGGUUGAGUUUAUUGUCAUGGGUGGAACUUUCAUGUCCUUACCUGAUGAUUAUCGUGAUUAUUUUAUCCGAAAUUUGCAUGAUGCAUUGUCUGGCCAUACAAGUACUAGUGUAGAAGAAGCUGUAAAAUAUAGUGAACGAUCUAAAACAAAAUGCAUAGGAAUAACUAUUGAAACAAGACCUGACUACUGUCUGAAACGUCAUCUUAGUGACAUGCUUAAAUAUGGAUGUACAAGGUUGGAAAUAGGUGUUCAAAGUGUUUAUGAAGAUGUUGCAAGAGAUACUAAUCGAGGUCAUACUGUUAAAGCUGUUUGUGAAACAUUUCAACUAGCCAAAGAUUGUGGUUUUAAAGUUGUUGUUCACAUGAUGCCAGAUCUUCCAAAUGUGGAUUUUGAACGUGAUGUCGAUCAAUUUGUUCAAUUUUUUGAAGAUCCUGCUUUUCGAGCUGAUGGACUGAAAAUAUAUCCUACUUUAGUAAUCAGAGGAACUGGUCUUUAUGAACUUUGGAAGACUGGUCGAUACAAGAGCUAUCCACCUAGUGUUUUGAUUGAUUUGAUAGCAAAAAUUCUUUCCCUUGUCCCUCCAUGGACACGUGUGUAUAGAGUACAGAGAGACAUCCCAAUGCCUCUGGUGAGUUCUGGAGUCGAACAUGGUAAUUUAAGAGAACUAGCUUUAGCUAGAAUGAAAGACCUGGGACUUCAGUGCAGAGAUGUCAGAACAAGAGAAGUUGGAAUACAAGAAAUUCAUAACAAAGUCAGACCAUAUGAAAUACAACUUAUUCGAAGAGAUUAUGUUGCAAAUGGUGGAUGGGAAACUUUCUUAUCUUAUGAAGAUCCUGAACAAGACAUACUUGUUGGUUUAUUGAGACUCAGGAAAUGUUCUGAUGAAACCUUCCGCCCUGAACUUAAAGGAGGUGUCUCUAUUGUCAGAGAACUUCAUGUUUAUGGAAGUGUUGUACCAGUGAAUGCACGGGAUCCAACUAAAUUUCAACAUCAAGGAUUUGGAACUCUUUUAAUGGAGGAAGCAGAAAGGAUUGCAGUUGAAGAACAUGGAGCGAAUAAAAUUGCAGUCAUAUCUGGUGUUGGAACAAGGAAUUAUUACAGAAAAUUAGGCUAUGAGUUAGAAGGACCUUAUAUGUGUAAAAGUCUAAAGCCAAGAAUAGAGUGAUUUCAAUUUAUGUGUAAAAAUUGUAUAGAAAAAAUUUUUAAUAAAAGGGAAUGAGAAUUUGUUCUAA